AAGCCUCCGCCUAGCCGCUCGCCCUGUAGCGCGGAAGAAGAGGCUUACAAGGCACAGUGUGCCAUUAGUGGAACAUUAGCAUCUACCAAAGACGGUUCCCCACAGUUCACAAGGUGCCUAAAUUCUGUCUUGGCAGAGCCAGUCACCCAACCACCACCACCAUGGCGGACGGACGUAUUUAUGUGGGGAAUCUACCAAUGGACAUCCAGGAGCGGGACAUUGAGGAUCUCUUCUUCAAAUACGGAAAAGUCCGGGAUAUUGAAUUGAAAAACAACAGAGGAACUAUCCCCUUUGCCUUUGUCCGCUUUGAAGAUCCACGGGACGCCGACGACGCCGUCUAUGGAAGGAAUGGAUAUAGUUAUGGGGACACCAAGCUUCGCGUAGAGUACCCGCGCUCGGCAGGUUCUAAAUUUGGAGGUCCUAUGGGAGGAGGAGAAGGUGGAGACGGUGGUGGACGAGGAGACGGGGGAGGCCGAGGAGGAGAUGGUGGUGGACGUGGAGGACGAGGAGGAGGAGGAGGAGGAGGAGGAGAAGGGGGCCCUAGGGGAAGAUUUGGCCCCCCGACUCGAAGAUCUGAGUUCCGCGUGAUAGUGAAUGGGCUUCCCCCCACCGGGAGCUGGCAGGACCUGAAGGACCACAUGCGGGAGGCGGGCGACGUGUGCUUCGCCGACGUGCAGCGUGACGGCGAGGGCGUGGUGGAGUUCCUCCGCCGCGAGGACAUGGAGUACGCCCUGCGCCGCCUGGACCGGACCGAGUUCCGCUCGCAUCAGGGGGAGACGGCGUACAUCCGGGUGUACGAGGAGCGGGGCGCCACGAGCUACUGCCGCUCCCGCUCCCGCUCACGCUCCCGCUCCCGGGGCCGCUACUCGCCCCCCCCGUACCAGAGCAGCUCACCGCCACAGCGCUACCAGUCGCCGCCCCCGCGCCACGCCAUGUCCCGCCAUAGUCCCCCCUCAAGGAGACCACAGCACCAUAGCCCCCCGCCCCGCCACUACCGAUAGAGCGGCCGCCAUUCGUACUCCCAAAAACCGGCAAAUGUUUUAUAAUUCAACUUUUGUUGUUGUUUUUUUUUUACUCCGGGCCCCCCCCAUCUGAGAUUGUGUCCCUUGUCCCCUUCUUGUUUUGUCAUUUACAUUCCAUCACAAACCCCCACUCUUUUGCCCCCCUUCUCCUCCACGUAAUGUCGGAACAGCGCCCCUAGAGGGCCUUUCAAGUAGCAUUGACUUUUGAUGAAACAGCUGUGGACAUGAAUCACAAUUUCUUUUAUAAAGAAAUCAUGGGAAGGAAACGAGAGUCGAUAUGGAAAUAAAAUGGAAUUCAACAAUGAAGGAAAGUCGACAGCUGUUUAACGAACUUCAAUUCUGCUUUUUGAAAUGACAUGUGGAUAAAAUCUUUAGUUUUCUCUUGACAUUUGUGUAGCCUUUGGUGAUCCAACAUGCAGAGAAGCCUUUUUUUUAACUUGGUCUUUUGACGGUAACUGCAAGCCCAUGGAUUGUUGCUCCCAUUGAUGCAAAUUACUUUUAAUGGUGACACAUGAGCAUCUCUUGUCUUUUCUUGUUGGCGGACCUAUGGGGAUUCGGCCUGUGGUGGACUGAACAUGAUUUCCUUUUUGUUAUUUCAAAUAAAAAUGUUCAAUUUUAGUUGUCUUUAAUCGUGUCUCCUUGGGAAAUGAAGAGUUGGUCAGUCAAAAGUCAGGAAUGGCUGCUCACAUUGCUGUCUUGAAAUGGAGCUAUGUUCAUGUUUACAAUAUAAAUUGAAAGAUGACAUAAAAUGUGUUAUCACUAGAUUUUAAGGUACAAGUUAUGAGCUUAAUCCCUUACCAACUGAAUAGGUGCUUUCAACAGAGGACUCAUUGUAUGACAAACCAGUGAUUCUCAGCUCAGGUGCUAUUGGGGAUAUUUUUAUGUAAUGUGGCUUACCAAUUUGGUAUGGUUUACAGUUAUAUAUCUGAUUGCUAUUGUUUACAAUGGUAGUUUAAUAUUUUCUUAAAUGUAGUUAAUUCUGAGUGCAAUUUAAAGCUGUCAAUCAGGAGAGACUAUAAGAAUUAAAACGAUUUAUUGAAUACAUUUUUUUUGCUGUAAAACAUAGUACAAUGCUUUUAUACGUCCUUAUAUUUAUCAGAUGAGAUUUUUAAAUUAAAAUAUAUAUUUUGCAUACAUGUCCAAGGUUAUUACAUGUUGAUUCUAAAUUAAUCGGUUUAAGCAGAACCCAGAUCAUAGUCUUAUGGUUGACAAUAGGUCAAAUGGCUCCAAUGAUCACCUUAAUAUACAAUCAACAACAAAAAUAUUUACACGGGAAGAUAGCUUCACUGCUAAUUAAAGGGUUUGCAAAUCCAGUUAGGUUUUGCAAGUUGUUCUGGUCUUUACUGGACUGCAAGAUGAUCUCAACAAUGGGGGGACCACAGUGAUCUGUUGAAGGCGAUCCAUAAAAUAAA
Molecule: messenger RNA, 2434 nt
Organism: Gadus macrocephalus (Pacific cod)
Lineage: Eukaryota; Metazoa; Chordata; Actinopteri; Gadiformes; Gadidae
Gene: srsf9
Product: serine and arginine rich splicing factor 9
Exons: 5
Coding region: 162-1001 (279 amino acids)
Cellular component (GO): ribonucleoprotein complex; cytoplasm; nucleus
Molecular function (GO): mRNA binding
Source: RefSeq, a predicted model, not a curated record